This is a messenger RNA of Neocloeon triangulifer, 3650 nucleotides long. RefSeq names its product liprin-beta-1 (gene Liprin-beta). Gene Ontology annotation, molecular function: protein binding. Gene Ontology annotation, biological process: neuromuscular junction development. Gene Ontology annotation, cellular component: presynaptic active zone. The coding region runs from base 122 to 3424 and encodes 1100 amino acids. The transcript has 18 exons. Lineage: Eukaryota; Metazoa; Arthropoda; Insecta; Ephemeroptera; Baetidae. The record is from RefSeq and is a predicted model, not a curated record.
CCAGUCGUCAGUUGUUGGUGCGAGUUAGUCGGUGAUGGUGCGGCGGCCUUAGAGCGAGUGUUUCUGUGUGUUUUUGUGCGCCGAGAGAAAUUAAGAAUUAAAAGCGCCCUUUCGUUAUCUGAUGCGCGAAAAGCAGCAGCCGCCACCACAACAACCGCAACCUCGCUCCGGCCGAUCGGGGGCGGCGCUGGUCAACCUGCCCCCACCGCCCCCGCUGCCCAACCGAGAAAUGCUGCUGCAGCCGCCUCCGGGCGGGGGCAGGCCGCCUCCGGCUCCUUCAGGGGCCCGAGGCAUCCUGAACUCGUACUUUCGCGAAGAGCAGAGCAGGCGGCCGCAGCAGCAACGGCCUCCGACCGCCUCCUCCGCCGCCUCCACCUGGCGGUAUUCCGGGGCUGAUAAGCAGUCGGCGGAGGGGGAGGGUCAGCUCUCAAGUGGCGGCGAACUGGACGAGGAGGAGGACGACGAUGAGGAAGAAGAGUCUACGCUCAAGGACCGCGGCGUCGCGAGUUGCUCGUCAAACCGCCGCCCGGACAAGUCGGCCCGGCAUGCCCACCACCACCACCAGCACCAGCAGCAACACUAUCCGGCUUCCGACGACGAAACCGACGAGGAACUGUCCAGCUCAGCCGAACUGAGUUCCUCGUCCAGCCGGGGCGGUGCUCCCCGCAGGAGACACUUUGUGCCCUCGGCGCCCCGGCCGGCGCAUGCCACCAGGGCCAGUGCCACAGAAGACCUGACGACGACGGGUUGCGAAGAGGACUUUCAGUGGCUGCAACACCAACAGCAGCAACACGCCCUCCGCCACCACCAAGAGCAAAAUCUGAUGAUGCAGGAGUCGGUCAACAGUCUGCACGACUCAAACAUGCAGGACUCGAUGCACAGCUCGGUCAGCAUGCAGGAGUCGGUGCACUCGAUGAACAGCUCCCACGGCAGCCAGAAGGGUGCUUCGAGAAGGGAAUCGGGCGAAUCUGGUGGUCACCACCACGAAAACGGUGGUGGCUCGGCCACUGGUCGCUCCAGGGGAGAAGUCAGACACAGGUCAAAGCGUCACCUGAAAUCAACCCAAGAGAAAAUCAGCAGUCUGGAAAGAGCGCGUCACCGGAUGAAAAGCGCCCCACCAGGCGAGUGUUACGAAAACGAGCACAACUCCUCGAUGGCUUGUUGCCCUUUCGAGGAGCAUCUGCACCACAUGUGCAGAGCGUCGCUCACCAUGCCGUCGCCGGCACAUCACAGGUACAGCUACCACGGGCCCUGUGGCUGCAGCACGGCUCACCUCGCUGAUCCGCCUCCGCCCUACGACUACUUCCGUUGGAGAUAUUUCAUGAAGAGUCCCAUCGGCGACGUGGAGGAGCGGAUGCAGCGGUUGGAAAACGAAAAGGACUCCCUGCGUCUGCAAGUGUCUGUCUUGUCAGAGCAGGUUGAGGCGCAGUCGGAAAAAAUGGCCGAUCUCGAACGACAACUGUGCGAAAAGAAGCGAGAACUUAGUAAAGCCCAAGAAAUGCUGCAGCUGGAAAUGCUCUCCAGAUCAUCUCUGGAGACCCAAAAGCUGGAGCUGAUGGCCAACGUUGCCGACAUGAAGAGACGCCAGGCCCUUAUGGAGAGGCAGCAUCUCGAAAUUCAGGAAAGAGCUCAAAGAUCUGAGGCUGAACUGUCAAAUAUGCUCAUGCAGGUGUCCGAAGAAAGGCGCCGACUCAGGGAAAAGCCACCAGUGGCUCCAAAACCAAUGGGCCCCAUGCUGGUCAGCUCCACGCCAUACAACUCAAUGACCUCAGGAGAAUCUCCGAGCAAAUUCUCGAGAGGCACUUCACCCUCUCCAAGUCUUGGCUCAUCCAUCCACAAUAGCAUUGCCAGUCCACUGAGACGAUCAGCCUCGGCCACUGCCGAAACUUCCCUGGACGACCAUCCCCCGCCGCCAAAAACCCCUCCCUCAAGUGCCCGUUUCAGAGUGGACCAACAACAGCAGCACUGCGGCACAAUGCCUCGCACCCGGGACGCCGCUGGCCUGAGUUCACCUGACCUGGACGCAUUCAGGCCCUCCCAACGCAAAACCACCACGGUUGCCUUCGGUAAAUCGUUUAUGUCGUUUCGCACAACGUCAAGCACAGUGACCAACAGUCGGAGCAGUUCCGCUCCCAACUUAGCCGAAACUGAAAAAGAUGGCAUGGAUGCAAGAGACGGAGCUGCCUCUCCGCAGUUGAGCAUUAAUCAACAAAAACCAAAAGGCAUAAAGAAAAUUUUCGGAAGGUUAAAACGUAGUGGUUCUGGCAGCUUGGACGAACUGGUAGCUGGGGACGGAAAUGAAUUCCAGAGAGGAGGCGUCAGGGCAACAACUGGAGGUCGGCUUGGCUGGUCCAGAGACUUGACCUCAGAAUUCCCUCAGCGCAGUGUUGUUCCUGAUCUGCCACUAUGUGAAUGGGACACUGACACGGUUUGCGGGUGGCUUCUUGAAAUGGGACUGGAAGCUUAUGUGCCAGAAGCAAGACGCUUCGUUAAGGACGGUAAACACUUGGCAGCUUGCACCAAUCACGAUUUGGAUAAAGAACUUGGCAUUAAGAACACGUUUCAUAGAAAGAAGCUGCAGUUGUCGAUAGCAGCCAUUGGCAGCUCAAAUCCUUCCCCUCCCGACAUCCAGCUGCUGUCCAAGGCGGCCUCUCUUGAUGGCGCCUGGGUGCUUCGGUGGCUGGAUGACAUUGGUCUUCCUCAGCACAAAGAUGCAUUUUUGGCGGCCCGCAUUGACGGCGCCGUUCUUCACCGACUGACCACUGAAGAUUUAGUUGCACUUCACAUCACCAGCUGCCUGCAGGCUGCCAGCUUUAAAAGGGGCAUCCAAGUCCUCCGUGAAAAUGAAUUUAAUCCCAACUGCUUAAUAAGGAGAUCGAGCCCUGAGGACCAAGGCGUCUCUACGGUGCUAGAGGUGUCCCUGUGGACCAACCACAGAGUUAUGGAGUGGCUCCGUGCUGUCGAUUUGGCAGAAUAUGCGCCAAAUAUGAGAGGAUCAGGAGUGCACGGUGCUCUUAUGGUGCAUGAACCAAAAUUCACCGCUGAGCUUUUGGCGUCUUUGUUGGCGAUCCCUCCGAACAAGACGCUCCUUCGAAGGCACCUGAGCACCCAUUUCCAAGAACUGGUCGGUCGAGACAAGAUCAGUGAAAAGCGGCAGAUCGAAGCUCAGCCUGGAUUUGUGCCACUCACAGCUACUUCCAAACUCAAACCCUCGAAAAAGAGCCAAUUUACGCUGAAGAAAAAGAAGAUUCGUGCCGAAAUGGAGUUGGACGACCUUGUGUGUCCCUUGGACUCAGAGAGCAGACCAGGUGAACGACUCAGUUCCAUGUCUGAUCAGGCUCAUCAAAGGGUUCCCGCGGACGCAGCUGCCUCUCCGGCGGGGAGCAUGAGUAAUUCUGGUUCUGACAGGAUGAGUUACGUGUAAAUCAAAAUUUACAACUGUAAAGAAAAUAUUUAUGACUGCCAUGGAUACCUAUUCACCAUUGCCACUUUGAAUUGACAAUAUUUACUAUGGCAUCUUAAUUGGAGAUAAUAAAAAUAUUAACAUGUUAACCUUUUCACUCAUUUAACUUCCAUGUUAACCGUGUUUUGGAUGAAAUACAAUAAAAAACGAAAUUCAUAUUUUCUGACAGCAUCAGCAUAACAUUGAA